This is a messenger RNA of Felis catus (domestic cat), 4935 nucleotides long. RefSeq names its product coiled-coil domain containing 87 (gene CCDC87). The record is from RefSeq and is a predicted model, not a curated record. NCBI's taxonomy places the organism in Eukaryota, Metazoa, Chordata, Mammalia, Carnivora, Felidae.
GCUCCGGCACUCACCGGCUGCGCAGGCGCACUCGGGCCAUCCGACCCCUGGUUGCCUUAGUGACCCCUGGUUGCCUUAGGAUCCUCCGGCGCUCUUCUGGCCAGACCUCCUGUGCCGCCAGCGCUAAAAUGGAGCCCUAUAAGCCGGACCCCGAGCUCCAGCGGUUUUACCACCGGUUGCUGUGUCCGCUGUCGCUCUUCCCCCGCAAGGCGACAUGCUCAGAAUCUCAGAAGCGCCUUCCGCCGGAGGUGCCGAUGCUGCUGCCCUCGCCGGUCUCACGGCUGACGGCGGAGUCUCUGUGCCGCCAGGUGGCCGAGCGGCUGGCCAAUAGUGGGCUGGCGGUGCGCGUGCCUACCGAAGGUCGUCUCCGUUUCACUCAGGUCAUCCUGGACGAGCUCAAGUGCAGCUGGCAGGAGCCUCCCCCCGAACCUAGUCUGAACCACUUGAACAACCAGAGACUGCGAAAGCGACUCCAGGUCUACGUGCUGCUCAGCAGUGAGCAGCUCUUCCUGCACUACCUGCACCUGCUGAACACCAUGUCGACCCCCGCAAGUGUCUUCACUGAAUCAGCCACGCUCACCCGUUUAACCGCCAGGCUCGCCAAGGACUGCACAAUCUUUCUUACCAGCCCUGAGGUCUAUCAUUGCUUGUUCGCCGACUUCCUCACCCUGCUGAAGAUAGAGCAGGCCCACCGCGGCAUGCACAAGCUGCGCCCUGUAGGCUCCACUGGGGCUUUCAAGCUUUUGCCUAGCCCAUUGCUUCACAGCUCCGGCUUCGCCCGAGUACCGUGCUGCACCCUCAACCUGAACUAUCUCAUCCAACUCAGCCGCCCGCGGGAGUUUCUCAGUGAGCCUGAACUGGAUCCACUGAAGGAACUGAAGUCCAUCCCGCAACUGAAGAAGAAGAAGCCUCUCCAAUGGCUGUCCUCCGUGCAGAAGAGGAGAGAAAGCGACUUCAGUUCCGCACCGAUUGUGUCACCGCCCAGGUACUCUGUGACUCCCACCAGCGGGGCUCCCCCUACCUCCCACUUGCCCCUCUGCUCCCGGUUCCAGAGGGGCCAGUCCAUGCCCUCUCUGCGGGAGGGCUGGAAGCUAGCAGAUGAAUUGGGCGUCCCUCCACUCCCCCCUCGCCCCUUAACCCCGUUGGUCCUGGCUCCAGAGAGCAAACCAGAGCUGGCAGGGGACACGGUGGCUGAGGACCUGAAGCAGAUGAUAAAUAACAUGAAAUUGGAGAGGACUCACUACUCAUCACUGGACACAGGCCUGCCCCCACUCCUAGGGGCCCUGACCCGCCGCCCAGCUGCAGCACAUCGCCUGGAGGAGCUGCAGAGAAUGUUGAAGGGCCUCGAAGAGGAAGAAGCCACUGGGCAGUGGGGCCUCCAGUGCCCCAAAUCCCUUCCAUUUCAACCACAGCCGGUGACUGUUACUUUGAAGCUAGGAAAUCAGGUUGUGGUCCAAGCAGCUGCUGUGCAGGUCUCUGAGAGGAGCUUUUUGGACUCCUUCCACGUUGACAGGGCCGGAGUUCUAUAUAACCACCUGGCUGGUGAACUAGAACCCAAACUUAUUGAGGAAAUGGAUGUUGGUUUCUUUGUUGGCAAUAACAUCAGGGAGGUCUACAAGGAGUUGAUGAGCCGUGUCUCUCUUGACCACUUCUCUUUUGACCAGGGACCCCUCAUUGAGCCUGCAGCCAAUAAAGACUGGUCAACGUACCUGUCCUCCGCCUUUCUACAUCAAGAAAAACAGCAUCGCGUCAUCAAUCCCAAGUUAGCUGGACUUUAUUCCCAGAGAGCAAACAUUUUACAGUCCACCUCUGAUAAGAUAUCCUCCCUCACGUCACUGCAAGCAAGCAAAGGCUGGGAGAAGUGGUCAAACAAAGCCUCGUGGGUGAACUGGUGGAAAGCCACCUUGUCUGUGAGUGACUACUUCAAGUACCUCACCAGCCAGGAGACAGAUUUCCUCCACGUCAUCUUCCAAAUGUAUGAAGAGGAUGUUCCUGUGGAGGUCAAGGCCCCUGUCAGAGAGUCCGUAAAGAUUCGGCGCCCGCCUCCCUUGCAGGAAGACGAAGAACCAGACUUUGUGCCGGGAGAGUGGGACUGGAACACCGUGCUGGGGCACAGGCUAGGGACCAAGAGGAGCGGCCCCCUGGGAGGACCCUACAAAAUCCUGAAUCUGCAGAAGCGUCUGGAGCGGCUGUGGUCCGUGCUUGAGGUCCCUGACCAGGAUCGGCUGGACAUGGCCAUCAAGUACAGCUCCAACGCUCGUCUGAGGCAGCUGCCUUCGUUGGUGAGUGCCUGGGAGCAAGCCCUGAAACCCAUUCAGCUGCGGGAAAUGUUGAUGGGGAAACUGGAAUGGUUCGAGCGACAAGCCUCUGACCCCAACCGCUUCUUCCAAAAGACCGACAUGGACCUGAGUCGCCUCCUGGAGGAGAAUCGGUUCCGCAGCCACCUACACAGAAAGAUCAGUCUAGUGCAGACCUCUCUGGCUUCCCUCCUGGAGGAGAUUGAGUUAGUUUUUGGUGAGCCAGUGACCUUUAAGGGGCGGCGAUACUUGGACAAGAUGAAGCAUGACAAGGUGGAGAUGCUCUACUGGCUACAGCAGCGGCGACGGGUCCGCCACCUGGCCCGGGCUCAGAAAGCCUCCCACCAGCCAGGGCUGUUCAGAAGCUCAGCAGCCAGCCUCUAAUAGCUCCUGGGAAUACUCCCAUUAUUCUUUGACAAGGCCAAGUGCCCUCAAAUCCCCCCCUCACCCCCAAGCAUCCAGCAGAUCCUCCAGACCCCUUGGGUGCUUUAGAAGAUAUAGGAGUGCAGGAUUCAGGAACAUUGUUUUCCAACUACCAAGGGACUGAGAUUAAUACUUUAUUGUGACGUGAGGUUCGCAUAAUGCAUCCCCAAGCCCAGAAGCCCAGUGUACCCCUUUAUUUCAAGCCCUGCACAAUAGAGCCAAAAUCUCAUAUAUCAAAAGAACCGAGACUCUCCCUUGGAGUUCAUUGUAAUGGGAAAUGUCAGACAGAGGAAAACCUUCACCUUUGGAACACCUCAGCUUAGCAUUUAUCAUACUACAUUAAACUGGCUGAUUAGAAUCCCAAAUCAAGAGGUUCUGUGGCAUGAGGCUUAUGAGCUAUUGCUCUUGGGGUGUCAGGGUGGCUCAGUCAAGCAUCUGACUCUUGAUUUCAGGCAAUGAUCUCACGGUUCAUGGGCUCGAGCCCCACGUAAGGCUUUGGGCUGACUGCAUGGAGCCUGCUUGGGAUUCUUCUUCUCUCUCAGCCUCUCCCCUGCUCGUGUGCGUGCUCUCCCUCAAAAAUAAAUGAAUAAACGUUAAGAAAAUGAUAAUAAAAGAGCUGGGGCCCUGGAGUAGGAAAUACGGAUUUAAAUCCUGGCUUUGUAACCUCAGCCAAAUUACCUAACUCCUCUGUACCUGGACCAUCAUAUGUCAGAUAAAGGGGCUAGGUCCAGCUCGUUACUUACACUUCUAGGAUCCUGUUGGUAGAGGUAAAAAUCUGUAUUACAUUUUUACCAGUUAACACAAGCACGUGGUACAAAGAACAAUAAGGGUAUAUACUGAAAAGUGAGUCUCCUUCCCAUCCCUACCUCCCAUACCCCAGUUCCCCCACUGUGGGACCAUCACCAGAUCUUGUGCAUCUUUCCAUUCUCUUAUUCAGCAAAUAGUCACCGAGCACCUACUAGGUGACACAUGCUUGGUCUGUAUCACUAAACAACAAAGAUCCCCACCCUUCGUAGAGUAUAUACCUACGUUACUUGGGAGAAACAGACCAUAAACUGUAAACAUAGUACCCAAGCACACAGAAUAAUAGAAUGUUAGAAGGCGAUAAACACUGUGGACUAAAGAAAAGGGAGAGUAGGGUAAGAGGAAACAGGGUGAGGGAUGUCAUUUUAAUUAGGGUGGUCAGUGCAGGGCUCACUGGGAAGGUAAGGAUUGAACAACGUCUUGAAGGAGGGAAGAAGUGAGCCCUAUAGACAUUGAGGAUAACCUCCUUGACACCCACUACAAAGCCCUAAGGCAGGCAGGUACCUAGAGUGUUCCAGAAGAUCAAGGAGGAUAACUUCGUUGACACCCACUGCACAGCCCUAAGGCAGGUGGGUGCCUGGAGUGUUCCAGAAAAGCAAGGUGGCCAGUGCAGGUGCAGUGGAGCACAGGGGAGAUGAGUCAGAGGAGUCAACACGAUGCCAAGGGGUAGGUUAGAUUAUGUAAGGCCUCAUAGGCUAAUGUAUGAACUAGUUCAGAGAGACCCUGUACAUAUAUGAGCAUAUAUGCUUAUGUUAUCUAUGCAUAUGUUUAUAACUACACCAAUAGUAGUAACGCCCUACACUGCUCUCUUGCCCCAUUUCUUAUUUCACGUAACAUGCCUUGAGCUCAUUCCAUAUCCAUACACACAGAGCUGCCUUAUUCUCUUUGAUAGCUAUAUAGUAUUCCACGGUGUAUAAUUUUAUUUUAUUUAACUAGUUCCUCAUUCAUGGACAUUUAAAAUGCAAAAUGUUCUAGAAAACAUCCUCGCUCACCUAUUUAGAAUGUGCAACUAUUUCUAUAGUUUAAAUUCCUGGAAGUGGAAUUAUGUCUAAGCAUAAGCAUUUGGUGGUAACAAUUUGCAGUAUCAUCAACAUUGCAUGAGUAUAUUUCUUUCCCCACUCUCACCAACAGAAUGUUACCAAAUUUUUCAACCUUUACCACCAGCAGGUGAAAAACAGUAACUCAUCUGAGUUGUGCUCUCAUUUCUCUUAUGAGUGAAGUUGCAUCUUUUCUGUUUAAAAACUGUAUUUCCUUCUCUGUGAAACGUCCAUGCGCUUUGCCCACUCUUCAACUGGUUUUGACUAUUUUUUUCUUGAUUUUUCAGAGCUCUUUACGUAUUCAGGAAAUUUAGCUGACAUGUUAGUAGUUAGCACUUAUUAAGUUCUUACCUUGUUCAGAACACUUUCCUGCA